CCUCGAGACCUCUUACGACGACGCCGCCUUGCACUUGCACCAACACCAACCUCGUUCACAUCCACAACAACAAUCCGCGACAUCCCUCCCCGACACUCGCCUCCCUCUUCUCACAAGAGACAUCAUGAAUCGAGCAGGAGGACAGCCACGGCAAUCCACCGUUCCCCCAGGCUACCGAGCCGCUCAGCCUACAGCCGCAGGCGCCAACGGCAUGUUCUACGGCGGCCCUACAAUGCAGAACCGCGGGACUGGCCUCAUGGGGCAAGGCGCGCUCGGCGGCUUCCCUCCAUCCGGCGCACUUGGUCGCAGCGGACCACCAGGCAUUGGUGGACGAGGAGCGGAUCCAAAUGACUUUCCCGCACUCGGAAGCCAUAACCAGCACGGCAACAACUCGACAUAUGCCUCUCAAGCUCAGCCCAGCCAGGCCGGAUCCAGUCAUCUGCAGCAGCAGAUGUACAACCUCCAUAUCGGACAAGGGCAGGGGCAAAUGGACUCGAUGGCGCCUCCACCGCCGCCGGGUCUGUCAGGACCUGCGGGCUCAUCAAGCCAGCCGAACGGUGCCGGGGAAGGGUUGCGAGACGACUUCCCCGCAUUGGGAGUAGGCGAGAAGGAGAGAAUGGCCGGCGUGCUCAAGAUUGGAGGAGGAGCAAACCAGCCAACUUCCCCACAGCAGUCGCUCAACGGCCCUGGCUCGUCCCAUUCCGCAACCCCCGCCAACAUGGGCCAGGGACCACCAUCUGCCGCAGGAGAGUCAUGGGCAAGGCAGUCGCCAUCGCGCAACGAGCCUCUACUGCGGCAGCAGCAGGUCCAACAUCCUGUACACCAGAUCCUGACAUCGCCCGUCGACAAGUGGGGUUUGAAGGCACUUUUGCAUCAGAUCCGUCAACAUAUGAACAAGGACGACCGCGGCAUGCUCAUGUUUGGGGAGGACCUCGUUGACCUCGGAGUUGAUGUGGCGAGCCAAGAACCUCUGUACCAGUCGUUCGUGACACCAUGGGCAGACCCGGGAAGUCAAACCCAGCCGCCGCAAAUCGAGGACAUGUACGUCAUCCCGAGCUGUUACCACGUCGUGCCGCCACCAGUGGAAAGCAAAAUGUCCAACUUCAACGAGGAGACACUCUUCUUCCAGUUCUACUCUGCGCCACAGGACAUGCUACAGCUCAUGGCUGCUGAGGAGCUCUACACCCGCGGAUGGCGCUUCAACACAGACACGCGCGUCUGGAUGCUUUCGCCUCAGCUUUCGCAGAUCGACUUCCACAACGAUCUCUCCCAGCACCCGCCUAUCCUGCGCGGUCACUUCACCGUCUUCGACCCCGCGUCGUUCAGCAAGCGCGAGACGCACACGAUAACUGGCGGCGAGGAGUACUCGGUCGAGCUCGCACACUUUGAGGCGACGCGCCGUGCGUCCGACAUUGCCGCCGAGCAGGCCAAGGCGCGCAAGGAGUCGGUACGGUCACCCGAGGGAAACAGCUCUAGCAUUCUGGGCUCGAACACGCAGCACUUCCAGAGCAUGGCUGUGGCACACUAGGCCGCCGUAUCCCGCACCUCCCUGCCUCGUGGCGUCCGUCUGUAGUUUGAGACAGCAGUGGCAUCGGACGAAUGCGAUGCUGUUAUGUGAACCAGCGUACUGUGUUUAG
Cutaneotrichosporon oleaginosum is the source of this 1637-nucleotide messenger RNA. RefSeq lists its product as uncharacterized. Gene Ontology annotation, biological process: regulation of DNA-templated transcription; nuclear-transcribed mRNA poly(A) tail shortening. NCBI's taxonomy places the organism in Eukaryota, Fungi, Basidiomycota, Tremellomycetes, Trichosporonales, Trichosporonaceae. Gene Ontology annotation, cellular component: P-body; CCR4-NOT core complex. The record is from RefSeq and is a predicted model, not a curated record.